GGUUAUGGUUAUGGAAAAAAACGAAGGCUACAGUAGAGAAGAUUUUUUUAAGGGGAAAAACACGUUUAUAUAUAUAUAUAUAUGUAUAUAUUUUAGCCUUUAUUGUUUUGAAAGCUGGUCGCUGAAGAACUGAGAUCGUUGCAGAUAAGCUCAGCUGUUGAUGUGGCGCCUACAGCAGCAGUUUGUUUAAAUCCAUGGAUAAAGACAAGAGUACCGACAAUCAUGGUCCGUGCUCCUGGAUGGAGAUGAACCAGUUCAUCGGCGAACUCAUCACAUCUGGAAACAGCUCCAAGGAUCAGCCAGAUGUGCUGAACGCAACGUGGGGCAUGGCUGCUGCUGCUGCUGCUGCUGGUGGUGGUGGUGGUGGUGGUGGCGGUGGUUCUGCUGCUCUGGGGUUCAAAGUUGCUUCACUAGAUCCUCUUCAACAUCCUCCACCUGCCAAGGACAAGAGGGAAGCAGGGCCCGGCCGGCAUGCCCAGCCCGGGGCGACACAGAGGAGAGGAGAGGCCAGAGACAGGAGAGAAGAUGCUCAUCACGCCUGCGUCUGCCCUGGCUGCCCUUACUCCACCUCGCCGCCUUUCUUUGAGACUUUAAAGCCCAGACAAUCGUUGUCCUCGCUGCCACGCUCCGACGCAGGGUGCCGACCCCAAAACUUUAGCGGCACUGCUCCGGCGAACCUCAGCAUGUGCGUGCCGGACACCACCGAUCAAAGCUGCACCACCACGUCUGAGUUAGAGACCAGGACGCCUGGCCGCCUGCAGGGGGAGUCUGCAGGCAGAGGGAGUCCGAUCCCGGACCAGAACUCAGAGACUCAUCCGCCUAGAUCGACCUCAGGCUCCUUGACCGGUCUCCCCAUGUUUCCCUGCUUGUGCUGCCACCGCAGCCUCCAGGCCUGCAGCCAGAUACUGAGCAGCCAGGAGAGCACGGACUCCGCAUUGUCUCACGCCCAUCAUCAUUUCCACCACCACCACUGCCCUCUAACCUCUUGCUUUCCCUGCCCUCAGCUUGCCCACUCUCCCUCCUCACAGCUCUCUGGUCCUUUCCCCUGCUUUUCCUGCCAGCGCUCCUUUCCCGCCUGUUCUCAGGUCUUCCACCACCAGCACAGACAAACACAGCCACGAGAGGAGAGAGGCAGGACGGCCGCGUCCCUGAUGUCUCCGCAUCCCUGUAUGCAUUGCUCUGCCUCCUUUCCACGGCCGUCCCAGCUGCUGCAGCACCAGCGCUCUGAGCAUGCCCACAAACAACCGGGUUUCCUCUGCACAGAGUGCGGCAGGGCCUUCAACUCGCACAGCAACCUUCGCAUCCACCUCAACGUGCACACUGGUGCCCGGCCAUACACUUGCUCCGACUGCGGGAAGAGUUUUAGCCAGUCGGGGGCUCUGAAGAUCCACAGGCGGAUUCACACUGGUGAAAGGCCAUAUACCUGUGGAUUUUGUGGCAGGGGGUUCCCUCAUCUAGCAGGGGUCCGGGCCCACCAGAGGACCCACACUGGAGAGAAGCCCUACCGCUGCAGCCAGUGUGGGAAAUGUUUCACCCAGUCGGGAGCUUUGAAGAUCCACACCCGCAUCCACACAGGGGAGAGGCCCUUUACCUGCAGCAUCUGCGGGAAAGGCUUCUCCAACCGCUCUGGGAUCCGCUUCCACUACCGCACAGUUCACGGCCUGGCUUCCGAACAUGCAGGAGAAGCCGGGGCUGGGGGCGCACACCGUGGAGCAGCGGGCCGCGGUUAUCCACCUGGGCAACCCAGGACUUUACCCUCCGCCAGCGUUGGCCGAAAUACAUCCAACAGGCCAGGUGGCGACUCGCAUCCAGCUCUCAGAGAUCCCCCCGAGUCGACUGCUGCUCCGUCCGAAGCGAGGAACCCCGGCAGUAACACAGACGGGCUUCUGUAUGCAUGUGAAGACUGUGGCCUGCGUUUUAAAGACGCCCCAUCCAGGAACAGACACCAGACCCUGGUGCACUACUCCUCUGAGGGGGGAGAGGAGGGGGAGGGAGCAGAGGACAGAGUAAAGCUCAAAUGAGAGGGUCCGGGAUAAAAGUGGAGUGAAUGAUUAUUGUUGGUACAUGGACAGACAACAGAGUUUAUUAUGUCAUAAGUGUUGGAAUUAUUUGUGUGGAAAAUAUUCUGUUCUGUGAGUGUUACUCUUUAAUUUGGCAAGUCUCUGAGCUACCAUGUGGACUGAAAUUAUUAUUAAUAUUCUUUAAAUACAGUUUGCUUUGUCAACUCUUUAAGGAUGUCAAGGAGAUAUUCUGUUCAACUAAGCCCUGGCGACUACUAACAAAGCAUAAUAGACUUAAUAGGUCUUUAGCAUCAAUUUGAACAUUUUCUGUAGUGAGAUAUCUGGAAUCAUCACUGCUGCAAUCACACACACACACACACGCCAGGCCAACUCCUGAAGUGUUUUCAGUUGUUUUAUUGUGCCUUAUUCAGCAGUGGAAGAAGUUUUAUUCUCCUUGUUGUAUUACAGCCAAAAAAAUAAAAAUAUAAUCACAAAACGUGGCGCCACAAAACAUUCCCAGAAAUAUAAAUUCUUUUUAGUAACAAUUUCACAUAUAACGGAGGAAUAUUCUGCCGUCUGACCCUUAUCAUAAAAUAAUUGUUCUAAUAAAAAACUACAUUUGAAAAAUGUAUUUAAGAUUCUUACUCAGCAAUGUAAUUUCAGUUUAUUUAAAUUAUUUAUUCAGUUAUUUCAAUGUUUAAAACAAGUUUCCUAUAUGAAAAUAGAACAUGAUAUUUCAGUUAACACUGUAAAAGAUGCUGUACAAUGACAGAAGCUAAGUGAGUGACGAGAAGGUCACACGCUGGCGUCCUUCUUAAAGUGAUGAUCUGAAGCCCCUCACACGGGGGCAACCACAUGACAGCAGCUCUGGAGUUGAUGUGUACGAGUUUGCUCAAGGACACUGCAGUAGUUUGAGACAGAGGGUUUAGUUCACCAUCCCAAAUAUGACAUAAACGUGCCUGUUGUGCCUUUUUGUGUUAUACUAUAAUCCAAGCAUUUAUUUUAAACCAAUAUAAGUUGUUUUUUAAGUCAAAAAUUUGUUAUAAAUGGAUGUCGGGUUAACUGAGGAAUGAAAACAAUAAUUCAUUAUUGUUAGAAGUUCAGACAGAGCCACCUAGUGGUCAUUUAAAAUCACAGCAACAUCAUAACCAGUGACACGUUUUUUUUCUUCCUUUACAAAAAAAUGUUGAAUUUAUACUUUGUGAAUACAAUGUUUUGUGACUUCAAGUAACAUUCAGUUGUUUGUAUUUAACCUGUUAAAUAAACCGAAGCAUACAUUCCUGUAUGUAUUUUCUGAAAGUGCACCUUGUGAUCACACGUCAAUAAAACAGUUUCUCUGA
Scophthalmus maximus (turbot) is the source of this 3340-nucleotide messenger RNA. RefSeq lists its product as uncharacterized. The transcript is spliced from 3 exons. Bases 195 to 2021 code for a protein of 608 amino acids. Gene Ontology annotation, biological process: regulation of transcription by RNA polymerase II. The record is from RefSeq and is a predicted model, not a curated record. Gene Ontology annotation, molecular function: DNA-binding transcription factor activity; RNA polymerase II cis-regulatory region sequence-specific DNA binding. Lineage: Eukaryota; Metazoa; Chordata; Actinopteri; Pleuronectiformes; Scophthalmidae.